AUGGCCGGUUCUCAUUUUGGGGACCUGAUCUUCAUUGUGUUCUGCGUCCUACAACGCAUUUCAAGUGCUCCAGCUGGCGCGUCUACCAUUCCGCCUUCUAUUCAUAUUCGCGUAGACUCCGAACGCGAUGCUGGACCUGAGACCACCGAGCGAGUGUCCUACACAGCAGCACUUGUUACACCUGUGCAGCAGCAAAAAGCGCAUCGCAAGAGGACGUUCAUCGACCGACGGUCCGCAGUCACGCUGACCACCGCGGGGUCCAGAGUCUUGCGCCGAGAGGUCAACGUUCCAGUAGUCCGUGGAGCUCCUCCAACUCUUCAUUUCAUGCCUAGCAUUCUCAGCGCGACGAUGCGUCAGCCCAUGGAGUGGAUCUCUCUUGCACGCCGCAUCCAAGAUUGGGCUUUGAACGAUCCGCAAGUCGGAAGGGUAUUGGUGACCGAGGUCGGCGCGCGUUCGACCAACAACGUUCGUCGUGUCAGACUCCAAACAUUUGAUCACGAUGGAGGCUCACUUGCGAAUCACUCACUGAACAUUCCGCACUCGCCUCCAUCGCCGAGUCCGCUGAUGGGUCCUCAUCCUAGACAGCCCCCGCCACCGGCUCCUCCUGCUCCAGAGCAUUAG
Molecule: messenger RNA, 621 nt
Organism: Ceraceosorus guamensis
Lineage: Eukaryota; Fungi; Basidiomycota; Exobasidiomycetes; Ceraceosorales; Ceraceosoraceae
Exons: 2
Coding region: 1-621 (206 amino acids)
Source: RefSeq, a predicted model, not a curated record